CCAUGGAAAUGGACAAUGCGAGUUUUCCUAACACUUUCGUCCUGCUGGGCUUCUCAGAGUUUUCCUGGCUGGAGAGGCCCCUCUCUGCAGUGGUCCUGGUCUCCUACAUCCUCACCCUGGUGGGGAACAGCUCCAUCGUCCUCCUCUCCCUGGUGGACCCCAGGCUGCAGACGCCCAUGUACUUCUUCCUGGACAACCUCUCUCUGCUGGACCUCAGUCUCACCUGCACCACUGUGCCCCAGCUACUGUCCAAUCUCUGGGGACCAGACAAGACCAUUGCCUCCUGGGGCUGUAUCACCCAGAGCUGUCUCUUCUGCUUGGCAGCCAGCACCGAAUGUGCCCUGCUGGCCGUGAUGGCCACUGAUCGCUAUGUGGCCAUCUGCCGGCCACUUCAGUACAGUCUCAUCAUGCGUCCCUGGGUCUGUGUGCAGAUGACAGUUGUAUGCUGGUCCAGCGGCCUGGCCAAUGCUCUGCUCCAAGCCACACUCACCCUCCAGCUCCGCCUCUGUGGACACCACACCCUGGACCACUUCUUCUGUGAGAUGUCUGUGCUCAUCAAGUUGGCCUGCGGGGACACCUCUGCUAAUGAUCUGGCCCUCACCUUGAUGACCAUCCCAUUUGGAAUGGUGGCUCCCCUGAUGAUCAUUAUCUCCUACACCUUCAUUGCCAGGGCUGUACUGAAGCUGCCUUCAGCUGAAGGCAGGCGCAAGGCACUCAGCACCUGCAGUUCCCACUUGCUCGUGGUCACCUUGUACUUUGCACCAGGCACUUACUUGUACCUCCAGCCUUCAUCCAAGAGUUCCCAAGCCAAGUUCAUAUCCUUUUUAUGCUGUGUUAUCACCCCAGUGCUCAACCCACUCAUCUACACCCUGAGAAACAAGGAUGUGAAGACGGCGUGGAAGAGGAUCCUGCAAUCCCAGAGCAGUGUGAAGUCUUUAAAAGCCAGAUGA
Fukomys damarensis (Damara mole-rat) is the source of this 950-nucleotide messenger RNA. Its product is annotated as olfactory receptor 15. Gene Ontology annotation, molecular function: G protein-coupled receptor activity; olfactory receptor activity. Bases 3 to 950 code for a protein of 315 amino acids. The transcript has a single exon. NCBI's taxonomy places the organism in Eukaryota, Metazoa, Chordata, Mammalia, Rodentia, Bathyergidae. Gene Ontology annotation, cellular component: membrane. The record is from RefSeq and is a predicted model, not a curated record. Gene Ontology annotation, biological process: G protein-coupled receptor signaling pathway.